Messenger RNA from Alnus glutinosa, 2678 nucleotides. Its product is annotated as cytochrome P450 86A8. The transcript has a single exon. Gene Ontology annotation, molecular function: oxidoreductase activity, acting on paired donors, with incorporation or reduction of molecular oxygen; heme binding; iron ion binding. The coding region runs from base 665 to 2347 and encodes 560 amino acids. Lineage: Eukaryota; Viridiplantae; Streptophyta; Magnoliopsida; Fagales; Betulaceae. The record is from RefSeq and is a predicted model, not a curated record.
AGUUUCAUGGCGGUUUUUUGGGUCGUCAGUGGUUUUUCUCUUUUCUUUUCUUUUCAGAACGAGGAAUGGCUGUAUUUUCCUUUAAAAGUUUCAACAACCUCUCAGAGCAUUUAUGACGGUUCCUCUGAAAGGGUUCAGAGAGUAAGAGACAUGGUGCAGAAUGAAGAACCAGUCUGGCCUUACUAACUGCUCUUCAAUGCCAUUCACCUAUAAAUCCCCCUCUACAUUACUCCAUUUCGUACCACUUUCAGACUUACACACUCCUUUUUCCCUCUUUCAAUUCCUUUGCUUGUCGCUUCCUCGUUCUUUUCAAUCCUCAACAUCUCUCUUUUCCCCCAUCAUCAACUCCAUUUUCUUAAACUCUCAGUCUGGGUUUUUCUCCUUUUAGGUUUCAGAUUCACACCCAGUAUUUUUCAGGUUCGUUUUGUAACAAAGUUUCUUCGUUUUCUUGCUUCUUUUCCUUUCCAGGAAGAACAUAUUUUCCCAUUCAGCUAGACCUGCAUUGUUAGCUAGCUAGCUCCGAAGUUAUAAACAUACACUCGAUCUCCAACGGCUCUUUUAGUUUACUUCAAUUCUUGUAAGAAAGUGGUUUCCCGGUAAAAGAUUUUCCCGGAAUUUCAGUGUUCGUAGUUUCAAUUCACUACUCUUGGGUUGAUUAAAAUACAUGGAUAUAUCCACAGCUUUACUGCUUCUAACGGCUAUCACGGUUUAUCUACUAUGGUUCACAUUCAUCUCGCGGUCGUUGAAGGGUCCGCGUGUCUGGCCCCUGUUGGGCAGUCUACCUGGCUUGAUUGAGAACUGUGAUCGCUUGCAUGACUGGAUCUGUGACAACCUCCGCGCGUGUGGUGGCACGUACCAGACCUGCAUCUGUGCGAUUCCUUUCCUGGCCAAGAAGCAAGGCCUCGUGACCGUCACGUGCGACCCCAAAAACGUAGAGCACAUACUGAAGACCCGGUUCGAUAAUUACCCCAAGGGGCCCACGUGGCAUGCUGUGUUCCAUGAUCUGCUUGGUGAUGGGAUUUUCAACUCCGAUGGUGACACGUGGCUGUUUCAGAGGAAGACUGCUGCACUGGAAUUCACCACCAGGACGUUGCGCCAAGCCAUGGCUCGGUGGGUUAGCAAAGCCAUCAAGGAAAGGCUGUGCCUGAUUCUCGAGACGGCUCAGCUUGAAGCCGAGCCGCUUGAUCUUCAGGACUUGCUGCUUCGGCUCACUUUCGACAACAUAUGCGGCUUGGCUUUCGGGAAGGACCCGCUUACGUGCGCCCCUGGGCUCCCCAACAACAGCUUCGCUUCGGCUUUUGAUCGAGCCACUGAAGCCUCGCUUCAGCGCUUUAUUUUGCCUGAGGUUUUAUGGAUGCUCAAGAAAUGCCUUGGGCUUGGGAUGGAAGUCAGCUUGAGCCGAAGCCUGGUACACAUCGAGGAGUAUCUAUCCACCGUGAUAGACGCCCGUAAGCUCGAGUUGCUGAGUCAGCACAAAGAUGGGAACCCACACGAUGAUUUGCUCUCAAGGUUCAUGAGGAAAAAAGAAUCCUACUCGGACGCGUUCCUGCGAAGCGUGGCACUCAAUUUCAUCCUAGCUGGACGUGACACGUCAUCGGUGGCCCUGAGCUGGUUCUUUUGGCUGGUGAUCCAAAACCCAAGAGUGGAAGAGAAAAUCCUAAUCGAAAUCUGCACCGUCCUGAUCGAGACACGUGGAGACGACGUGGCGAAGUGGGUGGACGAGCCGUUAGGGUUUGAGGAAGUUGACCGUUUGAUAUACUUAAAAGCGGCAUUGUCAGAAACCCUGAGGCUUUACCCAUCAGUACCUGAGGACUCAAAGCACGUCGUGGCAGAUGACGUGUUGCCGGACGGUACGUUUGUCCCGGCCGGGUCGUCGGUGACGUAUUCCAUAUAUGCUACAGGGAGGAUGAGGUCCACGUGGGGUGAAGAUUGCCUAGAGUUUCGCCCAGAAAGGUGGUUGUCUCCAGAUGGUAACAGGUUCAUAAUGCAUGACUCUUAUAGAUUUGUUGCGUUUAAUGCUGGCCCCAGGAUUUGCUUAGGCAAGGAUUUAGCUUACUUGCAAAUGAAGUCGAUCGCGGCGGCGGUGUUGCUCCGCCACAAGCUGACGGUGGCGGCGGGCCAUAAGGUGGAGCAGAAGAUGUCAUUGACGUUGUUCAUGAAAUAUGGGCUUAAGGUUAAUGUGCAGUGUAGGGAGUUAGGAGGAAUUGCGGCAAGCUUGAAGACGGAGAGGGAGGAGGGAGAGUUGCAUGGGGAAGGGUCUCUUGCCGUUAAGUGUAACGGCGGUACUCGUGACGGAGUUGAUGAAUGUGGUGGUAGUAGUGAAGUCGUAGUUGGGGUAAUUGCCUAAGGGUUUGGUGGCGUAGUGAAUGAAAAAUUAAGAGUGGUGGAGCCCAUGAGAGGUGAGCCGAAGGGGAAAUAAAUAUAUAACUUCCGUCUGAUUUUCGUCGGCUUGAGUUGUCGUGCCAUUAUGAUGUUGUUCCCUCGAAUUAAAGCACGUAAAGGAUCGGAAUAGAGGUUUUCAUAUUAUAUACACAGUACUAUAUAAAUAAUUUUAUAUAUAUAUUAUAUGAUUGAAGAGAGAGUGUACUGAGAGAGAGAGAAAGAGAUCGAUGUUGGAAAUUCCAUAAAUACUACAUGUUGUUGCCUAGUUAAUUAAAUGUAUCGAUUUAAUUUGUUUA